AUGUCUACAAACGAAAGCUUGAAUACCACAGCUCGACCAGAACAAAGAAACGGCGCCGUAGAAGAGUGCUUUGUGAGAGAUUCGACACCUGUUAAGUUGGUUCAUGUCAUGACAUAUUGUAUUCUGGUAAUUGUGUCUUUGUGUGGAAACUCCGCCAUAAUAACGGUGGUCUGGAAAGUACGGCGAAUGAGGAAAACUAUCAACUUUUUCAUUGUAAACAUGUGUAUUGCAGAUCUCCUUAUAACGCUGUACAUGCCGCGCUCGAUAUCCGUCUCUUUCACCGGAUAUCGUUGGCUUGUAGGUGGAAUAUUAGGACUGAUAUUCUGUAAAUUUUCCGUGUUCAUGCAUCAAACAGCGAUAGCAGUCUCUAUAUUCACUGUGAUUGCAAUUAGCUGCGAUCGGUUUUUUGCCGUUGUUUUCCCACUCAAGACUUUCAUCACAAAGAAAACUUGCCAAAUAAUCAUAGCUUUCACCUGGAUUUUGUCGGUUGCGAUUCGACUGCCGAUGUUGUACGGGCUAGAGAUUACAGUGGGCAAAAACGGUUAUCUCGGAUGCUUACUGUCUCUAGACGAUGCCUUUUACAAAGGAGCGGAGAAGACUUACUAUCAGUUCACCUUGAUUGGAUUAUUUGCGGUACCUUUAUCGGUGAUUGCUAUACUCUACUCGGGAAUUUUUAUUUCACUGAGACUCAGAAAAUCUCCUGGAGAAGUUGUUCCAAGAGGAGUGGGAAGAGAACAUAGGCGAGACGCCGUCAUAAAGAAGAAGGUGCUUCGCAUGGUCUUUAUAGUGGUGGUUGUAUUUGUCUUAUGUUGGCUUCUGUUUUUCAUUCAGCUUAUUUUGUUUUCCUAUAAAAUCCGAGUUCCCUGUGAGGUGUUAUUCUGGCGUCUGUUUCUGGCUCAUCUAAACAGUGGCAUUAAUCCCAUUCUAUACCUUGUGCUCAACGAGAAUUAUCGCGAAGGAGUUAAGAAUCUCAUUCGACGUUGGAGGCCGGGCGGGUUUGUCGCUGAGAAAUCGGUGUAUCCCUUGAGGUGA
Porites lobata is the source of this 1032-nucleotide messenger RNA. The record is from the annotation of a GenBank genome assembly. NCBI's taxonomy places the organism in Eukaryota, Metazoa, Cnidaria, Anthozoa, Scleractinia, Poritidae.